AUGGUUGCUCACAAUCUGCAAUUCCAAGAAGAGACUAGAAACAAUCAUAAAAAUACCACCGCCUCUAUAAAAAAUCUUGAAGUUCAGUUGGGUCAUGUAGCACAACAAAUAUCAAGUUCUCAAACACCAGGUUCCUUACCAUGUGAAACAUUUCAAAAUCCAAGAAAUCAUGAGAAUGUUAAUGUUGUCACAAUGAGAAGUGAGAAGGCAACUAAAGAUGAAAAAGUUAUACCACCUGGAAAGCCAACUGAAGAGAAAAAUAAAAAGGAGACUAAGCCAGUGAUUAAGUUACCCUACCCUCAGAGAGUGACAAAGAAGGAUCCAAGAGAUACAGACUUUGAGAAAUUCAUGACAAUGUUCAAAACGAUAGAGAGUCAUAUGCCUUUGUUUGAAGCACUCGAGCGAAUGCCCAUGUUGAGUAUUGAGAACGUCAAUGAUACAAGGACAAAUCUGAAAUUUGCGGUUCACUCGAUAAAGAAUGCAUAUGGGAUAGUAGAAGACGUGUUGGUGACAAUAGGGGAAUUGAGUUUUCCUGUUGAUUUUGUGAUCAUAGACAUGCCUGAAGAUGAAGAGACACCUAUCAUUCUUGGUCAACCAUUCAUACGGACAAGUCGAUGCAAUCUCGACAUGGACCAGGGCACGUUAACUUUCAAUGUUCAUGAUGAUGAAAUAACAUUGAAUGCAAUUGAAAACAGGAAGCUAGAUUCUAAGAAGCAUGAUUCUACAAAGAAGGUGACUGACCUAGAAGAUGAGAGUUCAGAUGAUGAAGAUGAUAGCUUGCUUCAUCACUUGAAGCCUAGUAUGGCUAAGAGUAUGAAGACCAGAAAUGGUAGGUUUGUGGCUGAAGUGAUGACAGCCAAAACCGCUAAGAACGCUACUACUAUAGGCCCCUCAAAGUCUUGGAGCAAAGUUGAGGUAAGGAAGAGGAAAGUGAGAGAAAUUUCUGAGUCAGAUGAAGAUGUCGAAGAAGAUAUCCCUGACAUCUCCCCUGUCAAGAGGACAACUGUUAGGAAAUCCCCUGCAAAAGUUGCUGCUUGUUAUGAAGGACUGGUGAAAGAAUUUGUGGUCAACAUCCCUAAGGACAUUGCUGAAAAAAACAGCAAAGAGUUUUGUAAAGUGUUUGUAAUGUUGAAGGUGAUGUCAGAUGGGGAGGUGUAUGUUACAGAUGAUGUUGAAGGUGGUGUCUGUGUUGAGCGGACUGAAGGGGAAGAGAAGCACAAGCGCAUGUGUGUUUAA
Lathyrus oleraceus (garden pea) is the source of this 1236-nucleotide messenger RNA. RefSeq lists its product as uncharacterized. Bases 1 to 1236 code for a protein of 411 amino acids. The transcript is spliced from 5 exons. Lineage: Eukaryota; Viridiplantae; Streptophyta; Magnoliopsida; Fabales; Fabaceae. The record is from RefSeq and is a predicted model, not a curated record.